UACUCCAUGUAAUACUAAUAUUUUACAACUGCCGACCGUAACUAAGAUUACCUGUCAUAUGCAUAAUAAAAUGACGAAGAAAUCAAUGUUAAUAAAACUUAAAAAAGCUAGAAAGAGAAAGGGAAAGAGGGUACGUGCAGGCGUGGAAAGCCAUACAAAUGGAUAAUUAGGAUAAGAAAAAUCGGAUUAUAGUAAAACCCCGCCAAUCAAUCAUUCCAUCAAGCUGGCCCCACCUUCAUCAAUCCCCACCUACAGCACUACACACAGUCUCUUCAUGAUCAAGGAUGAUUAACCAUUUAGCUACUACUAUUUCAUGAUCAAGAGAUAGAAAGUAGUAAUCAAUUUACGAACCUAACCAACAUAAUUCCCUGUUAAACCUCUGCUUCCUUCCCCUAGCCAUGGGAGCCCAAGUUUCCAAACAAAUCGAGCGCCGCACGGACAUCAAAACGGAGAAGAAAGUCCUCGCCGACCUAAAACAGACCUGCGGCUGCGACUACCCCGGCUGUGAUUACCGCCCUUCCGAUCGGAAAAACUGGAUGUCCGCCCUCAAUCCAGACAAGCUCCGCAUCAACCAGAUCGUGUGGCCAGGCACGCACGACUCCGCCACCAACCAAAUCGGCAUCCCCUUCAUCAGCCGCCCCUUCGCCCAGUGCCAAACCCUCUCCAUCUACGACCAGCUCGUCGCCGGCGCGCGCGUCCUCGACGUCCGCAUCCAGGAGGACCGCCGCGUUUGCCACGGCAUCCUCCUCACCUACUCCGUCGACGUCGUCAUCGCCGACGUCAAAAAAUUCCUCACCGAAACGCAAUCGGAGAUCAUAAUCCUGGAAAUACGCACCGAAUUCGGCCACACCGAUCCGCCAGAUUUCGAUCAGUACCUCAAGGAUCAGCUCGGCGAUUACCUAAUCCACCACGACGAUCGCGUUUUCGAGAAGACGAUCGCGGAGAUCCUGCCGCGGCGAGUGAUCUGCGUGUGGAAGCCGCAGAAGGCACCGGCGCCGGCGGCGGGGGAUCCGCUGUGGAGCAGCGGGUACUUGAAGGACAACUGGACCGACACGGACAAGCCGUCGACGAAAUUCGAGAGCAAUAUGAAGCAUUUGGGGGAGCAGCCGGCGACGGUGGGGAGGAAGUAUUUCUACCGGGUUGAAAACACGGUGACGCCGCAGGCGGAUAACCCGAUCCUGUGCGUGAAGGCGGUUACGGGUCGGAUCCAGCCCUACGCGAGGACGUUUAUUGCAGAGUGUGUUAGGCGGGGAAUUGCGGAUCGGUUGCAGAUAUUUUCCACCGAUUUUAUUGAUGAUGAUUUUGUGGAUGCAUGCGUUGGCCUCACCUCCGCCAAGGUUGAGGGCAAGGCCUGACGGUCGGCAUAAAUAUCUAACCCUAAGAGCAUCGACAAUGGCGCCUAGCGCACCGCUUAGCCGAGCCUCGGCGCUAGGCGGUGCGCUCGGCGAACCAUUGCAACCGCUUAGCGGUUUUCCGAAAAAAAAAUCGCCUAGCGCUCGGCGCCAUUGCAGGGUCCGGAUCGCCGAGCGCAUCGCUUAUUUGAGUGGAGGCGGCGGCAACGGCGGCGACGGAGGCGACAGAGACGAGGAGUGAAUUUUUUUAAUUA
Salvia splendens (bonfire salvia) is the source of this 1606-nucleotide messenger RNA. RefSeq lists its product as uncharacterized. The record is from RefSeq and is a predicted model, not a curated record. Gene Ontology annotation, biological process: lipid metabolic process. The transcript has 2 exons. Gene Ontology annotation, molecular function: phosphoric diester hydrolase activity. The coding region runs from base 399 to 1355 and encodes 318 amino acids. NCBI's taxonomy places the organism in Eukaryota, Viridiplantae, Streptophyta, Magnoliopsida, Lamiales, Lamiaceae.